Aspergillus oryzae RIB40 is the source of this 906-nucleotide messenger RNA. Its product is annotated as SDR family oxidoreductase. The record is from RefSeq and is a predicted model, not a curated record. The coding region runs from base 1 to 906 and encodes 301 amino acids. The transcript has a single exon. NCBI's taxonomy places the organism in Eukaryota, Fungi, Ascomycota, Eurotiomycetes, Eurotiales, Aspergillaceae.
AUGCGUGUUUUCGUUACCGGAGGUACCGGCUUCAUCGGCAAAGCUGUCGUUGAAGAACUGAUCGGGAAAGGACAUAGCGUCCUGGCCCUGACUCGUUCCGAGAAAGGUGCGAAGCUUCUGGCCAACCUAGGUGCCGACGUAUAUCAUGGCAACCUGGGGGACCUUGAAAGUCUGAGAAAAGGAGCUGCCGCAUCAGAGGGCGUCAUUCAUUGUGCUUUCCGAAACACCGUCCAGGAUUUCACUGUGGCUGAAUUUGAAGCAGCCUGCCAAGAGGAGAGGCAGGCGAUUGAGGCAAUUGGAAAUGCUCUUGUUGGAUCAAAUAAGCCACUGGUCAUCACGUCGGGCACGAUGUUGCUUCCACCCGGUCGCUUAGGAACAGAAGAUGACCACGAUCCUAACCCUCGUUCACCUAUCGCUUUGGCCCGAGGACCGUCAGAGAUAUUGGCUUUGUCGUUUGCCUCGAAAGGAGUACGUGUUUCUAUCCUUCGCAUCCCACCCGUCAAUUAUGGUGAAGGGGACGAAGGUUUCGUUCCAAUGAUGAUAGACGCAGCGCGGAAGAACAUGAAAUCGAUAUAUAUGGGCGACGGGUUAAACCGCUGGCCAGCGACACAUGUGCAAGACACUGCCAAAGCUUAUCGUUUGGCGCUCGAAAAGGCCCCAGCCGGUUCAACUCUCCACGGCGUGGCUGAACAAGGCGUUCCGUUGAAAGAUAUUGCUGAAGCGAUCGGAGAACGGCUGAGUGUUCCGGUGGAGAGUAAGGAAUGGGAGGAUAUGAAAGCACAUUUCGGGUGGUUGGCCAAUAUAGUUGCUCUUGACAACUAUAUCUCCAGCCAGAAGACACAGGCACUACUGGACUGGAAGCCAAAGCAGCGCCCACUUUUGUCUUAUAUCAAGGAGGAUAUAUGA